Molecule: messenger RNA, 1441 nt
Organism: Astrephomene gubernaculifera
Lineage: Eukaryota; Viridiplantae; Chlorophyta; Chlorophyceae; Chlamydomonadales; Astrephomenaceae
Source: the annotation of a GenBank genome assembly
CGGGACAGCUUGCAGGCUGCGGCAUGAAGAGGCAUAUGAAGAGAGGCAAGGGGCAGAGGGCGGGGUUGGGAUGCCCUUGCGCUUAGCAGCUCAGGGGGGUGGGGGCUGUAGCGCUGGAGGUACCGAGGAGGAGGAGGAGGUGGAGGAGGAGGAGGAAUGUUGCGUCGCAGGGAGUCGCAUAAGGCAGGCUGCAAGCGCCUACCUGGCUAUUGCUUUACUGCACAUUGUAGGGGCCAGGGGGGCUGGUACCAAUACUGCGGUACUGGUAGUAGGCACGUUGCUGUGGGUUGAGGCAGGGCGGGGUGCGGGUGUGGGUGCGGGUGCUGCGGCUGGUGAGGGAGAGGACGUGAUCUUCCUGCAGUUGGUUGGGGCUGGUGUAACCGCUAACCGGGUUGUUGUAACCGAUGCGGCGAGGGAUGCGAUGAAGGAUGGCUGAGGUGAGAGGCGGCGUAGCAGGCGUUGGUUUUGGAACCCUGGAGCAAACGCCCGUGCCGCGACAACUGGGGAAAGCCGGGAGUUAUAAAAUCGCAUACUCGGGGGGUUGCUGUUGUUCGGUUGUUGUUCGUAGUUGAUGUCUGGCUUACCGGUAUUACGGGGUUAGAGUUAAAGGGUGCUGGAUGGCCCUACAUGGGAGCGGAAAAGGGCCCUAGCAAGGUACAGCCGUACUGUAUCUGUACGGCUAGGGUGCUUUGUGUGACGUGUUGUGGCCGUAUUGGGCCGCAAACGUAUGCGCCGGACCGCGACCUUUUCCUCCGUUUGGGGUUGCAUGACAGGGGGUACAUAAUCACGGUUGGCGCCCUUCCGUAGCCCCCUUUUUCUGUGAAUUCGGGAAUAUUUUUGUUUUUACAUUUUCUCCGGGACAAAAAGCGUUAGAAGUUGCAAAUUGCCACGUACCGAUACCAAUUAACACGGGAGAUGCGCAAACGACACUCCGUGUGGCAGUGGUGGUGGUGGUGGUGGUGGUGGAGGUGGUGGUGGUGGUGGUGGUAAUGCGCUGUUUGGAAAACAAGUGGAUGCCCAGGCGUUGAGUACUUGCGAAAUUGCAUGUCUUGGUGGUCCUUUGCGUCAUUUUGGUGCGUGGCCUAUCCUGCGGCUGGUGUGGUCUUGAAAGCCCCCCCUUAAAACACACGCAUGCUGUCCUCCUCGAACUCCCUCCAUGUUGCCGCAGGUUGCUCGUGUACAUAUUGUGCGCUGCGGUGCUGGCAGGUGGAGAGUGGUGCAAUCGGAGAGGGGAUGAUGUGCGCCUAAUUGACGCGUGCUAAUUGACGCGUCCUAAUUGUUGGCUAGGGCGAUGCAGGGUGGCUUCCAGGAAGUCCGGAGUUAGCUGAGUUUGGGGGUUUCACUGGCGACAAAACUCGGCAACUGAGCUGUUUGGGGUCGGCCGCUGAGCUUAUUGGUGUAAAUGGAGGGAUCGUACACGCGAGCGAACACUAUGUAAGAG